CGCUUCGGUCACACUUAUUUUCGGUUGUUGUCUUGUGAUGAGGGAAGCAAAACAUUAUUAUUUUCGUCGUUUUUAUUUUUUGAUUAUAUAGAAAAGUCGGUGGUCGAGGAUCAUGUGAGAGAGUGAAAGUGACACAGCUUUCUAAGCAGACAGUAAGUGCACAUCUGUUAAGAGCGAAACAAUUUUGCGAAAGUGCAAAGUAGACGGCGAAGAGUGUGAAAAGGCAGCGAAAAGAGAAUAGAGAAAAAUAUAGCAGUCAGUUUUGUGGGCGUGUAUGUGUGUGUGCGUGUGCCAUAUUGUUCAAAAGUAAAAAAGAAAAAUAACAAACGUAGAAAAAAGUAAAAACAACAAUGCAGCAGCAGCAGCAACAACAACAGCAACAGCAGCAGGGUAACCUUGUUGGCUACAACAACAAAAUGAACAUCUUGCCCAAUUACACGAUGAGCGGAAUGAGUUCCUUUGAUGCCGAAUCGCUGCCAGAUUAUUCAGAAUUUGAUUCCGAAUCGGUAACCCUGGACUAUUAUAAGGAAAGUGUUCUACGUCCACCAGAGGAGAAAAUGGCGCCGACAACAACGAUUGAGACCAUCACAAUCACAAGGCCACUGAAGGUGAUUGCUUUUAUCUGCGGCGUCAUCGUGGUGGCUUUGAUGAUCAUGGCCCUGGCAUCCACAGAUUGGCUGAUGGCUUCCGACUGGCGGCAAGGCCUCUUUGUGCACUGCAUCGAGGAUGAUUCGUUGUCGCCACUGCCGUUCAACAUUCAAGAUCCACCAGGAUGCUACUGGACCCGCGAUGUCGGCUACAUCAAGGCCACAGCUGCACUCUGCAUCUUGACGCUGGUGACGGAUGUUAUAGCCACAGUACUGACCGGUCUUGGCCUCAGGACGCAGAACCACAAUCUAAAAUAUAAGUUUUAUCGCAUAGCGGUAUUGGUGAUGCUUGUUUCCUUGCUAGCCGUUCUAUCCGCCUUGAUCGUAUAUCCAGUGUGCUUUGCCGGCGAACUUACCAUGGCUAACCGGCGAGUCUGGGAAUUCGGUUGGGCCUAUGGCGUCGGCUGGGGCGCGGCCAUCUUCCUGUUCGGGGCCGUCGUCCUGCUGCUCUGCGACAAGGAGUCGGAGGAAAUCUACUAUAAGGAGAGGAAAAUCGUACAUGAAAACCAAAUGCGCGCCUAGGCAAGGCCGCACGACCUGCCUGACGUCGUUCUGUAGACUAAGUAUAUAGCAACCAACCAACAACAAAAACAACAACACACACACACAGACACAUAGAUUUCGAUUUAAAUCAGACUCAAGAACAGAAGCAAUUUGCAGCUAAACGAAUGUGUUAUAAUUAUGAUUGUGUAUAUCAUGACCAUUUCAAACCAAAAAUCCGUAGCCAUCAGCCAACCCACACCCACCAUUUCAUAGUACUCGGCAUUUGUUUAGAUGAGGUUUCCCCAAUCAGUUUAUUUUGUGUUCGUUUCGAAAGGUAAUCGUAGACAAGCCACAAACACACGACCCACAUCUCUAUCAUGUAGUCACAUGUACGUCUAGGAAUUCUGAAAGCUAUUCGCAUUAACCACACACCCGUAUAUACAAAUGCAUGCCCAUUCAGUUCCACAAACAUUGUAGUAGUCGACUUUUAGAGCUUGCUUUUCUGUAGAAAACUGAGAGCAAGUCGCAGUUGAAAUUAGACCUCUUACAAUAUUGUACUCAUACUCAGCUACAUAUACAUAGCAAUGUACUCCCCAUGUAUCUCAAACCUAAUCGUGAGCAGAAUCCAAAUUAGAAUUUUUAUAUGUACGUAAUCGAGGGACUAGGUAACCACGAAAGAUUAAUCCACAAUGUCAUCGUCAUUGUCAACGUUUCAUGCCGAUUACGCUUUCAAAAUACUUUUUUGUACUCUAUCAAUCCGUUUCGAAUAUUGUAAAUUAUGUGUUUUGUCCCAGUGUAUUGUGCGACUAACACCCAUUGUACUCGAAUAUAUAUGUGUUGCUCUUUUACCUUUUGUAAAAUAGUUUAACCAGCAAGCUGUCCAGUACUGAAAUCGUACUUGAAUGUCCCCGAGCCGUUUAAUUAUUUUAAGUGUAUGCAUUCGUUUUAGCAAACGUAUCCUUUGUAACCACCUAUGAUUUAAUAAUUUAUUGAUAUUUGUGUUCUUACCAUACUUGAAAACAUAUCACAUGCAAACGAUUUCAAUAAAACGUUUAUGACACCUUUUGUUAACACUUUAA
Molecule: messenger RNA, 2209 nt
Organism: Drosophila ficusphila
Lineage: Eukaryota; Metazoa; Arthropoda; Insecta; Diptera; Drosophilidae
Product: transmembrane protein 47
Exons: 6
Coding region: 351-1169 (272 amino acids)
Biological process (GO): cell-cell adhesion
Cellular component (GO): membrane; cell-cell junction
Source: RefSeq, a predicted model, not a curated record